Messenger RNA from Penicillium soppii, 1578 nucleotides. RefSeq lists its product as uncharacterized. Gene Ontology annotation, molecular function: transmembrane transporter activity. Lineage: Eukaryota; Fungi; Ascomycota; Eurotiomycetes; Eurotiales; Aspergillaceae. The transcript has 5 exons. The record is from RefSeq and is a predicted model, not a curated record. The annotation marks the transcript as partial. Gene Ontology annotation, biological process: transmembrane transport.
AUGUCCGCCGACGACUAUAAAAACUUUCCGCCAGGGACUCAUUUGUUAGAAGACCAUAACAGCAGUAGAAACGAGAAGAAAGAACUUGUUCUCAAUCCUGCACCUUCAGCUGACCCCGAGGACCCAUUGAACUGGUCUACCCUGAGAAAAGCAGUGAACUUCGGACUCACUUGUUCAUACGUCGUAUUUACUUUUGUUCUGCUCGAUGUCGGUACCGUCGCAAACAGGAGAUACGAAGAUUACCUGCACUUGUACAUGAAGGCCUUCAAUAAAGCCAGCGGCGCCUCAUACGCAGGUCUCGCGAUAGGCGCUCUUAUCUUCAUUCCCUGUGUGCAUAAAUUUGGUCGACGGCCUGUUUACCUUAUAAGUGCAGUGCUUGAGUUUGCAUCUGCAAUUUGGUACGCGAAAUUCAAGUCCGAAGGUGAAAUGAUUGUCAUUGGGUUGCUAUCUGGUCUAGCAGGCUCGACUUGUGAAGCCAUCGUGAUGAUUACCAUUGUCGAUCUGUUCUUCCUGCAUCAGCACGCUCGCAUGAACGGUAUCUUCAUUCUCAUGCAGACCCUGGGCACACUGGGUGGCCCCAUCGCUGCGGGAUAUAUUAUAGUAAAUAUGCAAUGGCGAUGGAUGUGGUGGAUAACCGCCAUCUUUCUGGGUGCCAAUCUGCUGCUGGUUCUAUUUUUUUUUGAGGAAUCCAAGUACGUUCCGCGAUCGGGGCCGAUUGGGAAUAACCAACGUGCAGAUGCCGUUGGCGCGUUAUCAAAAUCUGAUAGUGGAGAGAUAUCCUCUGACCCACAUAUGGAAUCCCAGACUUACUACUCUCGCAAAACAUAUCUUCAACGCCUUGCACUGGUGACGAAGACCGACGGCCCGAUGCUCCAGAACUUCUAUCGGCCUCUGAUUGCCCCUUUUCUGUUUCCCGCUGUUGCAUUCACGGCGCUCCAAUAUGGCAUAAUCCAGGCAUGGUUCUCUGCUACCGUAGCGGCUGGAACCCAAAAUUUGAUCAAAGCACCUUACAGUUUCGAACCAAAUCAAAUUGGUCUAUUCAAUAUCGGAGGUUUCAUUGGUGUUGUCCUCGCUGGAGUCACCAUAGCCUUUUUGAGCGACUGGCUUAUUAUGGUCCAAGCUCGCCAAAACAAGGGUCUCUUCGAGCCAGAAAUGCGUCUGUGGCUGCUCUUCCCUGCCAUCCUAUGUAACUCUAUUGGCUCCUGGGUUUUUGGUAUUGGACUUGCUCAAGGUUGGCACUGGAUUAUCCUUGCCGUUGGCAAUGCAAUUUUCGGCUUUGGAUUUAUGAUCACUGGAGAUGUCGCUCUAACAUACCUGACAGACACUUAUCCACUGAUCAUCAAUGAUGCCCUAAUCUCCGUGGUCUUUAUCCGCAACGGCAUCGGAAUGAUUGUUAAGUUUGCAUUGACCAGCUGGCUCGAUGGGAUGGGCAUCGAGAACACAUUCAUCCUCAUCGGAGUUCUUUCUCUCGUUACUAUGAUCAUGCCGGCUCUACUCAUGACCUAUGGUAAGCGUGCUAGAAUACACUCUGCGCCCAAAUAUAGACAAUUUGCUGCCCAGCAGCAGUCUCAAAGACCA